Rhincodon typus (whale shark) is the source of this 5749-nucleotide messenger RNA. RefSeq names its product transmembrane protein 9 (gene tmem9). The coding region runs from base 97 to 642 and encodes 181 amino acids. The record is from RefSeq and is a predicted model, not a curated record. The transcript is spliced from 5 exons. Lineage: Eukaryota; Metazoa; Chordata; Chondrichthyes; Orectolobiformes; Rhincodontidae. Gene Ontology annotation, cellular component: lysosomal membrane.
UGCUGCGUGGGGGUGAGGAGAGUUCAGGCCUGAGGCCGCCGAUGGUUGGUGUCUUGGGCCUGAGAUUGUCAGUUUCUGUCUGUCCGUCAGGAGAACAUGGAGGGGAGCAAUCUCUUCGUGAUGUUGUGCCUGCUGAUGCUGUUGGUGUUGUCUGAAUCCUCCAAGAGCUCUGAAGAUGUGCGAUGCAAGUGCAUCUGUCCUCCAUACAGGAACUUGACAGGCCACAUUUACAACAAAAAUGUCUCCCAGAAAGACUGUAAUUGUCUACAUGUUGUGGAGCCUAUGCCAGUGCCAGGUCGGGAUGUGGAGGCUUACUGUCUGCUGUGUGAGUGUAAAUAUGAAGAAAGAAGCACCACUACAAUCAAGGUGACAAUCAUCAUUUACCUUACUGUUGUUGGAGCUCUACUAGUGUAUAUGGCAUUCCUGAUGAUCGUGGAUCCACUUAUCCGAAAGCCAGAUUCAUACAUUCAGCCUCUGCACAAUGAGGAAGACACUGAGGAUACCCGUCCAUUUGCUCCAUCCCAUGGACAAGCUCGUGCCAACACUGUUCUUGAGAGAGUGGAGGGAGCCCAGCAAAGAUGGAAGCGUCAAGUACAGGAGCAGCGCAAGACUGUCUUUGACCGGCACAAAAUGCUCAGCUAAACGUCACUACUUUCAACUCUCUGUGGUUCAGGCCUAGUCAUGUUUUCACUUUGAAGCAUGAAAGUUGGUUUUAAAUCUAAAAACUUAAUGCUGUCUCCCAGCUUUAUUUUAACCGGUCCGGUUAAGUGCAUCACACAUCAAUGUGAAGCAUUAAACAGUUUGCAUGGUAUUCCCUUUGAGGAUAUGUCUGUGUAAAGUGAAUUCCUAAUGUCCUCUUUAAGUAUGGCUCCCUAAUUAAAUGUUCAAAAGAUUAAAAUUCUGCACAUGUAAGGAAGCCUCAGCAGCAAGAUAUAUAUUAGAGCUUCAUUGCCAAAACAUGGUCCAAGUUCUGCCUGCUUUGUCUGUUAAAGGGAUGUGGUGCUUGACGCAGUCCCCUCCUCUGAUGUGAAUUAAGGUGCUGCCCAUAGUCUUCUGCCCCAUUCACGUUACAACUAAAGGGGAGAUGCUUGCUCAUAUCCCCAAGGUGCCUCGAGAUUGCAGUUCAGAAUAAUCAAGUAUGGGGAAGGAAGGCCUGAGAGACAGCAGUAAGUGUUCAGAUUUUUUUCUUUUGCUUUCAUUGCCACUCCCUCUGUGAGUCUGUGUGUGUCUCUCUCUCUCUCUCUCUCUCUCUCUCUCUCUCUCUCUCUCUCUCUGACUCUUACAUUUAGAAAGAUAAGGUAUUCUUAUAUUUUGCACAGUUAAAAAACUGUGAAAUUUUGUGAAGUAAACAGUUUAUCUUUUCAAUAUAAUUGUCACUCCAAGGUAGCUUUGGUUUGCAAAUAGUCCUUCCACUGGCAAUGCAGUACCGGAGGUAAGUUAAAGUCACUUGUGUUAUAAAAUGAAAAUAAGGUUGAGCACUGCAAAAAACGGACUCCUGGCUUGCAUUUGCUGGAAGUGAUGGAUUAGCUGAAAAGGCACAAACUUCUCGUCCUUUCGCAGAGCGCUAUCAUCCAAGUAUUUUCUGGUUGUUGCUUGGUGAAGUUUCUGGUUUGUCAGCUGCCAUAUAGAUGCAAACACAGAGAAUGCUGGAGAAACUCCGCAGGCCUGGCAGCAUCUAUAGAGAGAGAAAGUGUUAAUGUUUCAAGCCCAGAAUGACUCUUCCUCAAACUUGUUUCCAGCAUCCAUAGUAUUUUGCCCCUAUCCUAGUCAUCCUUUAAUGUUAUUUUUAUUACUAUAGAGCUUGGCUUUAGAGCUCUUCAACUCUGGAUUCUAUCCUUGAUUUAUUACUUCUCAGCAUUUUGAAAUAUUUGUUACUUUGUAAGUUUGUUUAAAAGGAAUAUUCUUGGCCAACAUCUUUUGUGUCCUAGUAUUAAGUAGUUUUGUUGGAACAAAAAUGAAAACUCCCUUUGAGAUGUCUGGCUUAUUGAUUAAGGAUCUGCUACCUUUCUGAAUGAGUAGAAUAAUACUGUGGUAUGUAAAGGAUAGUCCAUCAUUCAGCCUCUGCUCCCAGUGGCCCAGGCUUCACCAGCGACUUGCCUACAGCCCAGGCCAGAAGACAAUUAAGCACAGGUUUGCUGGCCAUCUUACACAGCUGUAUGUUUUUAACAUCUGUAUUUCUAAUGGUCUGGUGAUGGAUUGCUCCCUUUGGAAGGAAUUUCCCAAUGUACAUUCACUUCUAUUGUCUUGCUCAUGUCUAAAUGCAAUUGCUGCUGUGCAACUCUUUGCAGUUCACAAAUGUGUAUAAAGCCCAAAAGCACAGUCCCUCUUUUUAUUCAAACGCGACAUAAAAUUGGACAGAUUUGUGUUGAAGUUAGACUACAUUCUGAGGAAGGGUCACUGGACCCGAAACGUUAACUCGUUUUUUUUUCCUUCACAGAUGCUGCCAGGCAUGCUGAGCUUUUCCAGCAACUUUGUUUUUGUACUUUCUGUACUGUGACCUGCAGUGAUGCUAAUGUGUUACCAUGUCAGUGAGCUCAUGAUGCAAGUUAUCAUCUCCUUAUUUCCAUACAGUCCCUCACUUCUGCACUGUUGAUCAAUUGAAGUAUUAAUUUGCUGUUAAGAAUUUACCUUGAAAUCCAUCAUCACUCCUUCCAAGCCAGCAACUAGUUGAAUGUGAACAAAUACUUUUAACAGAAGCAGCUAUAGUAGGUAAAAUAAUCAAGCUCUGUAUUUAUGGUGAUUUGGACAGAAAUCAAUCAUUUUUAAUGUGAUAUGUUGAACUUGUAUUAAAAUGGAUGACAACCAUGCUUUAAUAAUCCAAGUCAUUGCACCAUGGAAUGGUUGAACACAACUGUGUAAUGGGUUUCUGGGAUCGGUUAGUUUAUUUGGGAGGACUGGGAGCACAGUAACGUUUGCCAAGGUCUGAUGAACAAUUUGCCUCUCUGCUGUCUGUUGGUAUGUGAUGUACUAUAGCACUGGGUACAAGCUGGUUUAUGAUGCUGAAUGACACCGACAGCAUGGAUUCAAUUCCUGUACCAGCUGAGGUUACCACGAAGCAUUCUCCUUCUCAACCUCUUCCCUCCCCUGAGGCAUGGUGACUGUAGGAUAAACCACCAUCAGUUAUCUCUCUCUAAUGCGACAGUAGCCCUAUGGUCCAGUAAAACUGUGGUGACUUUACCUUUUGCCUUUACUUUGGAAAUUAUCUGUAGUUUGAGUUCUCCCUGUCGUACAUCUGUUGGAGGUGAGUAACUGACCAAGUAGAAUAUAUUUGAUUCAGACAACCUACUGAUCAUAUUUGAGCAAGUUAUAUUCGCAUUGAACAAGCUUUUAUCUUCUAGCCUGGUGUAAAAGAGUGCCUUCAUGUGUCAUUUAAAACAGCCCUUAACAGCCCUCUUGCCUUGUAUGUUUAAAGAGUUGGUAAAAAGAGAGCCAGCAGGUUGAUCCCUCUUCAAACAUGAAUUUUGCAGGAAUUCAUCAAAUGCACUUCUUAUCCAUCAAAAAUGGGUCCUUCAAUUUUAAAUAAAGGAACACCUGAAAGAGGAAGUAAGUUUUGGGAAGCGGCACAGUGAAGCAAAAAAGCAAAAGCAAAAUUAAAAUAUUAGGUAUUAAAGGAUGUUUGUGGUGCCUGCAAAUUGGUGAGUUCAUGAGUUUCAACAUUUUUCAAAGUUUGUGGGUAACUUGCCUUAAGCAAUUUGGCAAGAGGGAUUCUGUAACUGUUAGUUAAAGGCUUUGAUGUGUUAAGUCUUUUAGUCUAGCCUCGGUUUAGCAUGGCUGUGGCCUUGAAAUCUUCCUGCUCUUUGUUGCUAGUCCUGUGAUGAUCUAUGGACUCACUAAUACCUGAACCUUAAUUUUGUUUCUGUGAUCAGUUUUCAAUUGAUUUCAGUAUCUAAAUAUUUUACCUUUGAUUAAGAGAUGGGAAAGUAGAUAAAAGGUAUUAUCACCCAUCUUUCUCUCCAGACUAGGCUUCCAUUGGCUAGUCAUGUUAUACCCCUGUUGUUUCAGGAAAAGUUUUUUGAAUCUUUUUGAAGAUCAUUGGUUGCUGAAACGUUUUGAGGGUGACUGUCUAUUUGAAUCAAAACCUUUCUAACAUGUCACUGGAAUCUCCUUGGUUUAGUUAGGGUGAGUGACUAGACAAUGCUGAUGUGUGUACCACUUGUGCUGGAAGUUUCUGUGUUGCAUUUCUGUAAAAGAAAAGAAUUACAACUUGUGAUUAUGUCUCCUCAGCACAAAAUACUUUGGAGUGUAAUGUGUGAGUAUUAAUUUUAGUGAGUUUUUUUCAUGGUAAAAUACUGGACCUCCGAGUUACAGGAGUAUCCAUUUCUUUACAUAGGGAAGUGGAAGGCCAAGGCACAAUGAAUAAAUCACCUCGAGUAAAGUCAAAGUCUAUUUUGUUAUGCUGAUGGGCUGCCAAUAUUUUAAAACAAAUCGUAGAGUGUGUCUGUAUUUAACAUCAGACAGUUCUAAUGUCUGGGACAUCAGUCAGCAGAUCAUCACCUGCUGACAUUAGUAAACAAAUCUAGCGGCUGCCCUUCCAAUCAGCUAGUCUGGACUUUGAGUACUCUCUAAUCCGUGGACCAACUCAGAUUUUUGUGUAAUGUUCAGAUUUAUCAACUCUGGUUUAAUUCUUCUUGGCUUAUUUUCCUCUGAAAAUGAAAUGAGCCACCAGCUGCAAGGCAUGUUCUGUAACCUGUUGCUGUAAAACUAGACAGCACUUCAUCACUAUCUGAUUUGUAAAGCUGGCACAAUAAAUGUAAACUGUAAAAGCUACUAGGUUUCACUUUGUUAGGUUUUUCCAUAAUGGUAUGACUGGAUGCAGCAACUGUUAAUUAUUGCCUACAUAAUCGCUACAUGUCAAAUGUAAUUCAUUUUGUGGAGUGUUUUUAGAUGUUUCAAUGUGAUAAUGUGAUUUAUGAAUAUGCAAAUUAAUAUAUACCCUAGUCAUUACACUGUAACUUCCACAAAUUUACUGCAAAAGAAUUACUUGAGAUUGUAGAUUUAUUUGUUAAUCAAAAUAUCUUAUUUCUGAACCGUAAUCCACACUUGUUGUUUCAACUAGGAAUGUACAACAUCAUUUUACUUUGAGACUUGUAUUCAUCUAAUGCUGUCUGAUUACUUAUAUUCUAGAAAGUCUUUUGAUUCUUUGAAUAGCUAUUCCUUGAAUAAAUUUUGAUUUAUAGUAAAUUCAGUAUGGAUUCUACCCCAGUAUGAAAUCUGCAGAAUAAGUCACCUGAGAGAGGACCAGAACUAAACCUCUGGUGACUGGGAUGUAUGUUAUCAUGAGAUCCGAGCAUGCCAGAUCAUCUGUUCACCUUUGCUGUUUGUAACAGGAAGGAGGAGGCACAUCUACUUUGAUUUUGUCAUGUCACCACACAUAGUUUGGGGCAAGAACCUACAUACGACGUAGGAAUCUUUGGGGAUGUUCUGUAGCUGAGCAAGUAAAUCUAGGUGCAGCUUUUUCAUCUGCAGAUAAGUAUUUAUUCCUGCAGGAAUAUCUUUUAUGGAAGUGUGUAAAGGCACUGCAUUAUCUUGAAUAUCUUUUUUUUUAAUGUGUUGCAGAAUCUAAUGGUCUCACUGGUACUUGAGUUUAAUGCCUCACUUGUUCCACGUGAAUCACUGAUUUGAAGUGGAAAUCAUUUUGUUGUUUAAUUCCAAUAUUUUUUUGCUGCUGUAGAAGUGACUUGUUUAAUUCUCAAUUUUAUGCACUGCAAGAGGAGUCAAACAUCUAAAUAAAGAUCGCAAAAAGCUUCAA